Sander lucioperca (pikeperch) is the source of this 7563-nucleotide messenger RNA. It is a transcript of the gene cep170aa, whose product is annotated as centrosomal protein 170Aa. NCBI's taxonomy places the organism in Eukaryota, Metazoa, Chordata, Actinopteri, Perciformes, Percidae. The record is from RefSeq and is a predicted model, not a curated record. The transcript has 23 exons. The coding region runs from base 251 to 5122 and encodes 1623 amino acids. Gene Ontology annotation, cellular component: centriole. Gene Ontology annotation, molecular function: protein binding.
CUUCUUUCAGGAUGUUGGUCCGCUCGCCGCUAUUUUGCAGGGAGAAGCGUUAUUGCUGAGCAACGGAGGGAGAGAAGGCCGACGCGCAGAACUGCAGCAGCGGCAGGGCUGGGCUCCACACACACCUUCAACAGAAACACACACCCGAAAGGAAACGGGAUGGCCUAGCUGUGUUGUGUCAUCAGCAGUCAAUCAGCAGUGAGCUACCUGGACCAGAGGUGUGUACCCGAGGCAGCAGCAGGUUGCAGAGAUGAGUGUGACCUCGUGGUUCCUGGUGAGCAGCGGGGGGACGCGCCACCGACUCCCCCGGGAAAUGAUCUUUGUUGGCCGGGAUGACUGCGAACUCAUGCUACAGUCCCGCAGCGUGGAUAAACAGCAUGCAGUCAUCAACUACGAGGCUGGGACAGACGAACACAAGGUCAAGGACCUGGGCAGCCUGAAUGGGACCUUUGUAAAUGAUGUCCGCAUCCAGGAGCAGAUGUACAUCACUCUGAAGUUGGAGGACAAGCUGAGGUUUGGAUAUGAUACCAACCUGUUCACGGUGGUGAGAGGAGAGCUCACUGUGCCUGAGGAGGCUCUAAAGCAUGAAAAGUUCACCAGCGGCCUCCAGCUCAGCAAGAAACCGUCCAACAGUGAAACCACUACCACCAAAACCACAAGCAAGUCCCCCUCUAAGACCCCAACAAAGACUCUGAAGUCCCCCAGUGGCAGCACCGCAAGGCCAGCAGAGAGUAGAGCAACAGAUGGGGUCACUUCCUCCGAAGAGCCACCAGCUAAACCUGUGGACACUCACAAAGCAGAGGAGAGGAUAGGAGGGGAUGUUACAGCUCUGCCUCGUGGGACCCCCCUGUACGGUCAGCCGUCUUGGUGGGGGGAUGGGGAUGCAGAUGAUGAGAACUCCUUCAAACAGGAAACCAAGUCAUCCAGCAAAAAACAUGACAGCUCCAUUUCAGACAGCAAAGAGGCACGUCGAGGGGAGAAAGCUAAAGAGGACGGCCUUCAUGCGGCCACCGCCCAUGAUUCCAGUUACUUUGAGAUGCCUACCAAGGAGGGUCACAUCAGCAAUAACGGCAUCCAUGAGAUUCCCACCAAGGACACAGAGGGCACCACCACUCACACCAAUGCAGCUCAAGGUCACGCCUCCUUCACCAUAGAGUUUGACAACACUUCUCCAGGGAAAGUCACUAUUAAAGACCAUGUGUCAAAGUUCACCCCCGACCACCACAGAUCUCGCUCCAAAAAGAGUGGAGCAGGAAGUGGAGGAGCAGGAGGGAGGGACUUGAGCACACUGCAAGCCGCUAUGAUGGCAUCAGAGAGCAAGGUGGCUGAUUGGCUGGCCCAGAACGACCCCACUCUUGUGCGCAGUGAGUCAACGGAGGACGACAGCAAGAGCAUCAAGAGCGAUGUGCCAGUUCAUCUCAAAAGGCUAAAAGGUGAAGGCAGCAAGCAUGAUGAUGGCACCCAAAGUGACUCAGAGAAUGGACUGGGCCUUCGUUUUGCCAACCGCCGUCACGCCCUCGAGGAACGCCUAAAAGCAGCACACGGCCACGUGGGAGCAGGAGGGGGGAACAUAACUGUGAGCGGGUCCAAAACAAGUGGCAGCCGCACUGCCUUCAUGAUCGAGUUCUAUGACGAGGAAAACCAUCGCAAACGCCGGUCGUAUUCAUUUUCCCAGACUGCACCGCUGCAAGGGAUAGGAGCUGGUGGGGAGGGACUGUUUCCCCAGCCUCCCUCUCACCCCAAGGUGUUCAGCAUUUCCACCUCUGCUACUACAGCCUCAGACUCAGGAAAGGUCCCAGCUCCGAUACCGGCUACAGUGACUGCAGGUGCCCCUACGGCUGCACGCGUCCUUCUCAAGCAGCGGUCAGAGGACCCGAGUAUCGGUCGCAGCUCAGCCAGUACCGGGCUGGCGACAGGCAGCCCCACCAGCCCCAGUGAGGACGCCUCGGUCGUGGGGAGAGGAGGGGGAACUGCUGGAGGGGAGGCAGAGGACGACCACAGCGAUAAGGGGACCUACACCAUCGAACUGGAGAACAGGAAUGCAGAGGAAGAGGAGGCCAGGCGCAUGAUAGACAAGGUGUUUGGUGUCCAGCAGAACCAGGACUCCUCUAGUCUGUCAGAUCUGAAAGGAGAAGGAAAAGGAAAGGAGACAGGAGAGACGGGGAAAGAGGCUCUUCCUAGCGACUCGAGUUGGGUCUCUGAGUGGGCCAGUCUAGCUGCCAAUCACACCAGGACAGACCCAGAGGGCUCAGGAGCAGAAACAGCUGCCUUCCUCCACAAAGAGAGAGGAACUGAUGCCUUUGAGUCCGGUGCCUCCCUCAGCAGAGGAGAAUCCUCCUCCAGUCUGACUGACCGUAAGCGCAGGACCCUCCCCCAGCUCCCUGUGGAUGAUCCCCGGGCUAAAUCCAGCACCAAAGCUCUUGGACUGAGGUCCGAGAUUGGGGAGAAACAGGACACUGAACCCCAGGAGAAAGAGAACAAGGGAGACGGGGAGUCCCCGACUCCCAUGAGGGACAGUGAGAUGACCAGUAAACGUAAACAAAGCUCCACCUCUUCUCCAUCCAAGGCUCCUGUCCGGUCCUCUGGCAGCACUGAGCGGAGGAAGAAGUCUGAGGAGAGGAAAGGAGGAGGAGGAACAGGAGAAGUAGGAGAGAAGUCUGGGAAGCCUCUAGUGCGCCAGGGCAGCUUCACAAUUGAGAAGCCCAGCACUAAUGUCCCUGCAGAGCUCAUCCCACGCAUCAAUAGAGGCGGCAGUGGGCGCGAGCGCAGUGACUCUGUGGGCAGCAUGGAUACUGCUACGCUCCUGAAGGACACUGAAGCUGUCAUGGCAUUCCUGGAGGCCAAACUAAGAGAUGAAAACAAACUAGACCAGAAAAGUGGUAAAACUGGUGUCCCUCCUCGGACUGACUCCAUCUCUCCUGAGUCAGAUGUUGACACGGCCAGCACAGCUAGUCAUGUGGCUGGAGAGGCAGAGAGAAAAACAAUAGCUGGCGGCGAACAUAAACCACGUUCCUUCAGCAGCAUGCACCGGGAGAAGAGCAACAUGAGCACAGUUUCCAGGACCAGUGUCUCUAACGCAAGUGCCCGUGACCGCUUGGAGAGGAAGACUAAAACAAGAACUGUGGAGGCAAGCCGGACUGAUGCGCGGCGCUCUGUUCAGCCAUCCUCUGCCUCCUCCAGAGCACGCCAGCCUUCUCUAGAUCUCACUGAUGAUGACCAGACAUCUUCCUUCCCCAUCUCUGACAUCCUCUCCUCAGAUCAGGAGACCUACUCUGGACCUUUGGGGCGCUCAGCACACGGACGUGGCUCAGAUGAUGUUCUUCAUUCCAAACUUGAUAGCCGGUCUGCUAAAACCUCUAAAACGAGGAGCAGUGUCCAGGCAGCCACAACCUCCUCUCUGAGCAAGCAGGCCUCAUUGCCUCAGCCACGGCCCACAAGAGCCUCCCUUCUUCGCCGCGCCCGGCUGGGGGAUACCUCUGACACGGAUCUAGCUGAUGCAGACAGGGUGUCUGUGGCUUCUGAGGUGUCCACCACCAGCUCCACCUCGAGGCCGCCAUCUGGUCGAAAGGGACCGUCACGACUUGACAUGCUGGCUCAGCCGCGUAGGACCCGUCUGGGCUCCAUCUCAGCUCGCAGUGACUCCGAGUGUACAGUGACGCGGAGCUCCACCUCUUCACCCCGUCUGUCAGCUGAGACUGCUCUGCGUCUGGGCCUGCGCUCAUCAACACCAACAGAGAGCAGACUGACACCCAGGAUGAGGGCCAACAGCGUAUCCAAACUGAAUGAGGUCAAGAGUAAAACCACUACAUCUGGAUACUGCUCGCCCACAGAGAGCUCUCAGCUCGAACCUGAGGGCGGUGAUGGAGAGGAAGAGCUGAUGGUGUCCAGUAGCAGCAGGUGGAGACGUCUGCCGCCCGAGUACGGCUCCACCUCAGAGGAAGAGUUUGGCUCCAACAGGAAUUCUCCGAAGCACGGAGGACGCUCCCACAUGCGGCCUCAUCACCUCGCCCCACACCGCAGCUCGAGACUUAGCACCACCGCGAGCCCAGGCUCCGGUGUGGUAACGGGUCCGGGUGGAGGGGCAAUCAAACACCGCAUGAAAGAGCAAGAGGAGUACAUCAAGGACUGGACAGCACACAGCGAGGAGAUAGCAAGGUUAUUCCCCUGUGUGCGCAGGAUCAGCCAGGACCUGGCUAAGGACUUGGCUAUCUUGGCCCGUGAGAUCCACGAUGUGGCUGGCGAGAUCGACUCGGUCAGCUCAUCUGGCACGGCACCCAGCACCACCGUCAGCACCGCCGCCACCACCCCGGGAUCGGCCAUCGACACCCGGGAAGAGGUAGGCCCUGCACGUCCCACGCAGCCGGACAUACAGGAGAGCAUGAGAAAGUUGGUGGAUCGGGUGUUUGAUGAGAGCCUCAACUUCAAGAAGAUUCCGCCUGUGAUUACAACCAAUAAGGCGCCAGAGAUCAACGGCAAGCCGGUGGAGCUCCGCCCCCGUGCCCCUGACAGUCUGGAGCCCCGAGCUCUGAGGAGACGAACCUGGAACCGAGAGGAGGCAGUGUUGGACAGCCUGCUGCUCAAUUCCGUUUCUCAGCUGUCCACCAAGAUAAGACACUCCAUCGACAAAACAGCAGGAAAAAUCAGGAUAUUGUUUAAAGAUAAGGACAGGAACUGGGAGGAAAUUGAGAGUAAACUGCGAUCGGAGAGUGACGUUCCACUCCUGAAAACCUCCAACAAGGAAAUCUCCUCAAUUCUGCUUGAACUGAAGAGAGUUGACAAGCAGCUUCAAGUGAUCAAUGUGAUGGUAGACCCAGAUGGGACUCUGGACGCCCUGGCCAGCCUCGGCCUGACCAGCCCUACCACCCCUACCAAGCCCCAAACCGCCAAAACAACUUCCCCGUCUGCCACCAGCCCUGGGUCUGCGCCCCCAGCCAAAGAAUCACUGCCGGAGAUCCUUCCUGGGCCUGGAGGCUCAGCAGCCGUGGCCAGGGUUCAUGCUCCCCGCGCCAGCCCAGAGGAGACUGCUCGGGACCCCAGCGUGAGUCUCGGGUUAACAGGAGUCGGAGGACUGCCCUUCAACCGCAUGCGGCCGAGCGGAGAGGAGGCCAUCGCACAGAAGUGAACACAAAGUUUCCCUGAAAUCAAUGUUAUGUGAAUAAACAUGAGUCUCGAUUGCAGUGCAGGUAGCUGGUGAUCAGUUUUCACAAAUAAGAAGCAGGUGUGGAAACAUUUAAACCGUUGCCAUUGUGCUGACUACACCAGUAGAUUAUGGAUAUAAUAUAAACACAAUUUAGCUAGUGUUACCAGACCUGGAGGAAAUGAAGUGCUUCAACUGACAUAAACCCCCUGCUUAUGCGUCAUGAAUAUUCCCUUGAACAGAAAUUCACCCAUGAAUGAUUUGGAUAGAGUCAUUUUAUCAGCUUUUCAACUUUAAACUGUUCAUGCUUACUGGCCAACUUGACUUCCUGACGGACUGAAGGCUGCCUGGCUGCUCUCUCAGUGGACAGAUUCUCUGUGGUUGCACAGUCUCCACUCUCCUCCAGUCUUCUCCUCUUGCCUUCUCCAUGUGUCUGGACCCUACCUACACUAAGGACAUGCCUUAAAACACAUCCUCAAAAGUAGCAGCCCCUGUCCCCUCAAAUAAUAUACAGAACAACUAAGACUUGAAUACAGUACUUUCAGACAAACAGAAUGCAUUGUAAAAUAACACUUGCAAAAUAUGUUCUAUGGACACUAUAACUUAAAUACAGCACACUGCAGUUAUUUAUCAGCUCUUGUUCAGCAGCCUUAAGUAACCACCCUGACAAACCACACAGUCAUACAGACAUUAUUUAUGCCUGAAACUGUUCACAAAUCAAGCAGAAUUGCAGAUGUUUUAGAUAUGUCAUGACUCUAACCGUCCAUUGAUGCCUCUCUGAAACUGACUAUGUUAAAAAAGGAAUUGUAGUGCCCAUCUCUGUGCUCACUUAUUUCUACUUUACCCAUUAUGUUUCACUUUUUUCCUCCCUCCAUUUCUCUCCCCAGUAGUUGGAAAAAGUGUCACUCCAGUAGCAUGUACAAGACAGAGCUUAGAGCUUUCUUCCUGCAAGUUGGUGUCUGUGUUGAUCUUACUAAUUACUGAAUGGUAGUUUUACACGAAAAUAACAGCCUUUGGGAAACCAAUGAUCAUUUUCAGAUAAAUUAAUCACUUACCAAAGUUAACAAGUUUAUUAACAUUGUCGUUUUCAAACAGUUGAGCCAUCUUGAAAUUCAUGUUGUGCAAAAGCCUGAGACUCUGUAUUUAUCUUAAGUCUCUCCUUCCUCUGCAGUUCACCCUUUUUCUCUGAAUGUCAAGACAAUUUUUAGUUAAUUUAUUAUAAUAAAACCCUUUUUGCUACAGUACAUCCACCUAAGUGUUUUAUGAUUUCCAAUUGGCCUUUUUCUACUUUUUGCAGUCACAGGUGAUGUGAUAUGUCUUUAAACUAGCAAAGAUGAGCAAAGAAAUUAACAGUUUAAACUAAAUAUUUUAUAAUAUUUAGAUACUGGUAUUGUAGAUAUUGUAGACCUUUACUUUUUAAUGCUUUGAAUCCCCUUACAGUGAAUUUCAAUUUCUUUUUCUAUCAUUGCUGGAAUUGGUUUUAGUUAACGUCUUGUUAAAAAGAACACGGGCAACUAACAAGGAGGCCUUUUGUGGUUGAAAAUGUGUCUUUGAGGAACGUCAGUGAGUAGAAAUGAACAUGUUUGAAAGUUAGCUUCCCAUCUAUUUCAUGAAUUUUUGCUCGUAAUGUGGCUUCGUAUCAGUGUGUAUACAGUGGUGGUGGUGGGGAGGAGUUCCAGCAUACUGAUACUGUUGAAUUGCAGAGACAGUAUAGUUAACCUUUCUUAUUGACUUUGCUGCUUUUCUAGUUACUUAAUGGGGACUAACCAUUUUCUGAAUCUCUCUCUUUAGCGUAUAGUCUGUGUUCUAGAGUAAUAUGACUUAAACUUAAAGACAGUGUAUUAGUACUUAGAUACUCUUGCAAUAGUGAAUUUAGGUACCAGAAUACAGUACAUGUUCAUUUCCUUCUCUCUAUACUGUACAAUGUUUUUUAAUGCCUCAAAGUGCCCAUUUUGACUAUAGAAGGGCAUUGAUUAAAAGAAAAGAAAAAUACAUAGUUGUCUAAAAGAUUUCUCUUAUUUUGCACAUCAGAUUGUAGUGUUUUUCAUACAGACGUAGUAAAGAAGCAGCGAAAGGCUGCAUCAAAUGUCAAAUGGUUUAACAGAGAAUGAUAUUAGACGUGACUGCCUUGCCUCUCUGGAACUAUUCUUUCUCUACAAACGAAGCCUAUAAUCUCUAAAAAUGUUUUUUUUCCUCCCCCGUUUUAUCAAAAGAAAUUAAAUUAGGGGACUGUGAAUGCUAGGUACAUGUUUAUUUUUUAAUUCUACAUGUGUCAUCUAAUCAGUGUUCUUUGUCAUUUUUGUAAAGAAAAAACACCAUUUUAUUUAUUUUUUGUUUAAUAUUUUGUGGAUGUUUCAUGCAUUUUAUAUUUGUUCCACUAUCUGCAUUGUUUGUUACUGUUAAUAAAACAGAGCCAUUCACUUGUU